This is a messenger RNA of Salvelinus sp. IW2-2015, 4197 nucleotides long. RefSeq lists its product as uncharacterized. Gene Ontology annotation, cellular component: cytoplasm; meiotic nuclear membrane microtubule tethering complex; nuclear outer membrane. Gene Ontology annotation, biological process: nuclear migration. Gene Ontology annotation, molecular function: actin filament binding. The record is from RefSeq and is a predicted model, not a curated record. Lineage: Eukaryota; Metazoa; Chordata; Actinopteri; Salmoniformes; Salmonidae.
GUUAACUACAACAACCCACCGCGUGAAUAUUAUCAAGGUGCUAUUAUUCUCCCUCAUCAGAAUUAUUUUCCGUCCUGGGCUUUGCGCCGUAGUAGUGCUAUGGGGCUUUCUACGUCACUAGGGAGAAACUGUGCGAAAACAAUGCUCCUCCGCCAGAAACCAUCUCCACGGGAGAGCAUUCGGGUAGAUUAGAUUUCUAUUCUACCGCACUCCCUGUCCGGCGACCUCCACAAUAGCCAGCUAAAGAGAGCGGGGGAGAAGAGGGAUACAGUAGGACUGCUACAUUGGGCUGCCGUCUCCAUCGCCUUCAGAUCACACGGGACUGGAGGGAGCCUAGUCUAGUCUGUUUGUGUUUCUAUUGAGGUCCAGACUGCAACUUUCCCCAGGGUCCUGAUGGCUGGACACGAGUGGGAGUAUAAGGACUGGUUCGAACGGGAGGAAUUUAUCGGACAGAUCAGCGAUAUCCGAGUGCAGAAUCUUCAAGUUGAAAGAGAAGUCGUUCAGAAGAGGACGUUCACACGAUGGAUGAAUCUGCARUUGGAGAAGUGCACUCCUCCGAUGGAGGUGAAUGACCUGUUCAGAGAUAUCCAGGAUGGAAGGAUACUCAUGGCUCUGCUUGAGGAACUGUCUGGAUGCAAGCUGCUUCAUGGAUGGAAGCAGUCCUCACAUCGUAUCUUCAGACUGAACAACAUCGCUAAGGUCCUUACCUUCCUGGAGGAGAGAAAUGUGAAGCUGGUCAGUAUUGACGCUGCAGAUGUUGCCGAUGGCAACUCUUCCAUCGUUCUUGGACUCAUCUGGAAUAUCAUCCUGUUUUUCCAGAUCAAGGAGCUGACYGGGAACAUUAAGAGUCAGUUCCCCUCGUCCUCUAGCCUCUCCUCGCUCCCCACCAGCUCAGACUCCGACACCUCCCACUCCAGCACGCCCUCCUUCGAGAGACCGCGCUCCAUCGCCAUGAGGGAUCAUGGGAAGCCCAUCAAGACGCUCCUGCAGUGGGUCCAGAGACGAACCAGGAAGUACGGUGUGGCGGUGCAGGACUUUGGGAAGAGCUGGACCAGUGGGCUGGCCUUCCUGGCUGUCAUUAAGUCUAUAGACCCCAGCCUGGUGGACAUGAGGAGAGCUCUGCUGAGGACAGCCAGGGAGAACCUAGAGGAGGCCUUCAGGACAGCCCACUACAGCCUGGGCAUACCCAGACUACUGGAUCCAGAGGACGUGACCAUCAAUCCUCCAGACGAGCAGUCCAUCAUGACCUAUGUGUCCCAGUUCCUCGAGCACUUUCCUGGGAUGGAGGAGCCCCAGGAAAAUGCAUCUGAUGUGAUACAGAGGAGUGUGUCGUCAGGCAGACUCAGCUGUCGUGUCAACGAUUCCUCCCACGACCUGAGGAACGGCGUCCACCGGAGCCGGGACAGAGAGAGGCCCUACGUGGUCCGGAGAGACUGGGUCCGGCCCCCGCCCAAAAUCUUAAUCUCCUCCGUCUCCGAGGAGCUCAAGUCUCCCACUUCCCCGGUCGCGGUGGAGCGCUCCUGGGUCAACGAGGGCUCGUCGGUUGGGUCCACCCCCAGCCCUGUCUUCACUGUCUCCACCUCCAGCUCCCCGCAGCCCUCCUUCGUCGACUCGGUCAUCGGCUCUGUGUCUUGCGACUCACCAAUCAGUGACUCUGUCAUCGGUUCACCAGACUCCUGUUGGGAGGGCCAUCCAAACGAGGCAGUGACUCCAGACAGGUUCGUGGAGAGCCGUAGCGAUGGGUCGCUAUGCGACAGCGGGCUAUCCUGGGACAUGAGCAUCCCUCCCUCUACCCCCCACGGGGUCACGCCCGACCUGGAGGAGCCGUUGCCCUCAGUUACGGGGCUGACAGGGAAACCCCAGGAUGAGGUACAGGAAGUGAUUCUGGAGCUGUUUGUUGACGAGGGAAACUACUCUCUAAACUCGUUGGUGAGCACACAGGACAGAUCCAGAACACACCCAGAGAAAGAGGAGGACGGGGGGGAGAAAGAGGAGGACGGGGGGGAGAAAGAGGAGGAGGAGUAUAACUACAUUCUGGACCUGAGUGAGGACAAGGCAGCCAAGCAGGAGCCUGAUCAAAGAGAAGGAAAUAAUAAUAAGUACAGGUCAAGUACAGGUCAGAGUAACAGCGUUAACAAGGAGCAGGGAUGGCCAUCUUUAGAGCUCUCUGACGAGCCUCAGGAAACUGACUCUGACCAGAAGGGGGAGAGUGUGUGUGAGGGUGAGAGUGUGUGUGAGGUUGAGAGUGUGUGUGAGGGUGAGAGAGGAGGAGCUGUGUUUUCUCCACAACGUGAGAAAAUCAGCCAAUCAAAGCAGGGCUCUGACAUCACACAUCAGGUGACCCCCGACCUGCAUGAAGAGCCCAAUCAACGGGACAGUGUCCCGGAGACAACAGACAGGACAACAGAAUGUGCCAAGAAGGAAACAGCGGAACCAUCUAGAGAUUCCAGGAAGGCUGGAAACCCUGAGGAAGAGUUAGCUAAGGAACGUUCUGAUAAAGCAGAGGGUCAAAGUGAUGUGACUGACAGAGUGGAGACGGAACACAGACAGACUACUUCUCUGUCAGAGAGGGACAGAGAUGGGAAGUGGUCCCUGGAGGGGUCAGAGGAAAGGCACAAGCAGGUCACAGAAGAGUCUGAAACACAAGAGAAGAUAACAGAUUUUCAGAGCGGCCAUGUAGAGUCACAGGAGAACACUACGACACAGGUUGAUGAUGUCACAGAGUCGACGCAUCCACAACCGUAUAUGGAGAUGGACCAGAGUCGGACCAUCCUGGGGGGCACCUCAGAACAAUGUCUGGACCCGGUGGAGCAGAGCCAUACUGGGACAACUCCUGCCUGCACAGAUGGUGGGCAGAGUUCCACACUCCUAACAGAGGCCGGUAAGGAAUGGACCCUGAGCCCAGAGAUAGAAGCGGAGGCUGGGGAUGAAGACCUGUGUGGGCCCCCUGGAGGUGGCUUGGUUGAGAGGGCUGGAAAGUGUGAGAGAGCCUCUUGUGUUGGAGAUGCUGACGUGAAUGUAGUAGCUCCUGAGGAGAAGAGAGUCACAGAAAAGGAACAUGACUGGGUGGAUGGGUCUGGGARCACAGACAACACAGAGACAGUAGUGGAGGUCCUCCAUCAGUGCAAGCCAGUUUCCAUUAUACCCCUUGACAUGGUGUACUACCCCCACUAUGUGAAGCCUAACCCUGGAUCGGUCCUCACUGGGCUGGUUCCUCAGUCUCCUCUCUUUGACACAAACACCCAGAGCCAGGCUAUACUGCAUAGCCAGGAGGAGAGAGACUCAGAGAAGGACACAGGGGAUCAUACUGAUGGCGGUCAUAGUGAGACAGAGYCCUCUGCUGUUGAAGAGACAAGGGACAAAAUGGCCGACACAGAACAGAGUGAAACCAAGCCUGUGAAUAUGACCCACACAGACACUGAGAGGAGGAGUGCUUUGGAGUCUGAAAGUGAACCAAUGGACUUGUUCUAUACAGACAGUGAUGCUGACGAGAGUUCUAGAUCGGCCGUUGAGGAGCCAAUGACAGUGAGCGACACUCUGGAGCCAAUGGAUCUGUUCUACCCGGAUACAGAUGAUUGUGGCCCUGUAGAGGAACCAGAGAACGACGUGGAGACCUCGCCGUGGUCCUCCUCCUUCAGCAAGUCAGUAGAGACCUGGCCCUCAACCUUCAGUGUGGCAGCUCUAAAACCAGCACCGUCCUCAGAACCAGAACCACUGCCAGAGACACACACAGACUCACACACACACAACACGCUGUAUCAAGAGGAACUCUGUGAGGUGUUAACCACACAGGAGCAGGAUAAGGAGAUUGAGGUGAGAGGGGGCUCUGGUGGAUCAGACCCCCAGGAACUGUGCUCCAUGCUGGGUGAYCAGACGGCGGGAGACGGUGCUGUGGUGGAGGUGGAGACCCACCAUGGGCCUGCUGAGAGCAGUGAUCUCACCAUGACUGACAAGGAGAGGCCUGGCUCUGCUGCUGCUGCUGCCAGAGAAAGCAACGAGACCMUGAGAAGGAACACUGACAGUGAUGGAACCCUAGAUGAUCAGUGUUCUAUGUGUUUUACUCCUCUCCACAAGAGGAAGAACAAUGGCUCRAAUGAGAAGGACAAUCAGAAAGGUUUGGCAUCCAGCCGAACUCACUGUACCAAGUUUGACACCAGCUGGAGGGAGAUACGGAUUCCAGAUCAUCAUGCAGAGUAG